Anolis carolinensis (green anole) is the source of this 2057-nucleotide messenger RNA. RefSeq names its product keratin, type II cytoskeletal 8. Gene Ontology annotation, biological process: intermediate filament organization; keratinization. Gene Ontology annotation, cellular component: keratin filament. Gene Ontology annotation, molecular function: structural constituent of skin epidermis. Bases 1 to 1584 code for a protein of 527 amino acids. Lineage: Eukaryota; Metazoa; Chordata; Lepidosauria; Squamata; Anolidae. The record is from RefSeq and is a predicted model, not a curated record. The transcript is spliced from 10 exons.
AUGCCUUACCACAUCAAUCCUGGAUGUGGUCCAAGAAACUACAACUUCUAUAAUGGAGGCCAGGGCCCUGCCAGCCAUGGCUUUUGCCCUCCUAUAGAUACUGGAAUGUGUAAUGGAGGAACAGGUGGCUUCGGCAGCCAAAGUGUUGGCUCCUGUGGACCUUGGCCUGCCUUCAAGAACAGCUUCCCUGGAAAUGGACAUCCUGGCAAUGUUGGAGCCGGAUACAACCACUGUGGCAUUAGGCCCAGCCAUGUCUUCAUGAACACUGGAGGAGCAGGCGCUCCUGGGCAAUCACGUAUCACUUCUGUAACAUGCAAUGAGUCCCUGCUGAAACCUCUCGAUCUGGGAAUAGACACUGAAGCCCUAGCUGAGAAGAGUGAGACCAAGAAUGAACUUCAGAGCCUUAACAGCAAAUUGGCCAGUUUCAUUAACAAGUUUCUUUUUGGGAUUCAGGUCCAAUUGCUGGAACAGCAUAAUCUGAUGCUAAAGACAAAAUGGGACUUUGUGCAAGAAAUGAAACAGCACAGAAGUGACAUGGAGCCCCUCUUUGAUGACCAUACUAGCAGACUUAAGAAGGAGCUGGAGUGCCUUGAACGCGAGAAGAAAGAGAUGCAGAUUGAGCAUGACAGUUCAGCACAGACACUGGAGAAAAACAAAAGCAGGUAUGAGGAAGAAUUGAAUAAGCGAGCAACUGCUGAAAAUGGAUUUGUCUUACUUAAAAAGGAUUUGGACUUUGCCUUUGCAGACAAGGCAGAAUUGGAGGCCAAGGUAGAAAAAUUGGCCAAACAUAUCAGUUUCCUGAAACAUAUAUAUGCACAGGAAAUCUCUGAACUACAGAACUGCAUUUCUGAGACCUGUGUCAUGGUUCAAUUAGACAACAGAAGAGCCUUAGAUAUGAAUCGUACCAUUGAGGAAUUCCGGCGUCAGCAUGAAUACAUUGCAUCCCGAACUCGAGCUGAGGCUGAAGCUUGGCUCCAGCAUCAGUAUCAAGAGCUCAAGACUACAGCAGCAAAGAACAAUGACAACCUGAAUGCUGUCAAGGAAGAAAUUCAGGCUCUAACUCGCACUGCUCACCAACUGGAAUCACAAAUCACAAGUAUCAAGACUCAGCGUUGCAGGUUGGAAGAUGAGGUGGUUGAAGCUAAAGAACAUGGAGAGACGGCAGUGAAGGAUGCCAGGUGCAAAUUGAGUGAUCUGGAAGAGGCCCUGCGCAAAGCAAAGCAGGACAUGACCUGCCAGUUACGGGAAUAUCAGAGCCUGAUGAAUGUCAAGAUGGCUAUGAACAUUGAAAUUGCUACUUACAGGAAGCUAAUAGAAGGAGAGGAAUGUUGGUUGAAUAGAGGAGACCGUGCAGUGAACAUAUGUGUUCAAAGAAGCGAGGGUGCAAUUGUCAGUGGUGGCAAUUUCCAUCAUGGAUCAGGACGUACACUUCCAUGUGAAACCAAGACCAGCAAAAAAGAUGUUCAUGACAGUGAUAAAGCCACCCCUGGCAGCAGUGUCACCGCAAAAAGUAGCCCUGGAGAUGCUGGAGGUUCUGGAGAUGUGGGAGGCUCUUCGUCUUCCUCUUCACCUGUCCCUCAUUAAAGCUUCAUGUCAUGAAAUGACUAAGAACACCACAGUAUGCUUUGUGUCCCCUGCUUACUUUAUCUGUGGCUUCAUGUAGAAAAUAAAGAUGUGAUAGAGAACAAAAAAAAUGAGGACUGCCAACAGAAGUGUCCCUCAAGUUGUUGCUAAGAGUGAGACAAAACAGAUGAAUAUUUUGUGGACUUGUAAUUGCGGGAGAAAGAGGGAGAGAAAGAACUCUGGUUCUCAGAUAGAAUAUAUUUUCUGGUGAAGCCACUUUCUGAUCAAAAGUACCAUGCUAACUUUCUGAUGGUCAUUUGAACCAUAUUUAGGUUGUUUCAGCCUGUCUAAAUCCAAACCCUUGUGGGAAUUGUAAAUGGACAUUAAAUAGAAUAUCCUUGUCUGGACCUAAUUUUAUGUUGGCAUUAUGGCUGUGUGCCUGGUAAAAGUAAUAUCUUGUGUUGCUCAGUUCUGCCAUCUCCUUUUCAGCCACC